AUGGCUACACCGCGCUACCUCACAGCGCAAAAGAUCAGCCUUCUUGUUCUGACUCGCCUCUACUGCAGCUCAAGUCUUCCUUAUUCCGCCACGAUACCCAUACUUUCCUUCAUCUUGUCAAACAAUUUACCCCCAGCACAGUCCAGCGCUCGUCCACGACGCUCUCACAAUUCCAAUCAACAAGACACAUCUUUCUCAAUCGAUGCCUUCGAAGAUGUGCUUGCGGAACAUGCGUCAAAUAUGCCGGGUAGGACUCUUCUCGAUCUCUUCCUCAAGCACAUGUGGGAGAUGAACUCCUUUGAUGCGCUGCACGCUCUGUUCGACAGCAUCUUGGAUCUAGUUACUCCGCCGCCACCUGGCACACAAGAUGAAGAAUCACCGGAUCGGAUCUAUCUCUCCAAAACAUCGCCGCUCGGAGCGUUCGUUCGUAGGGCCCACCUGGAGUUCACGAGGCUGCAAUUUGAUGAUUCAAUGAAACUCUGGUCUUCGUUCAUCAGGUACAGGGCUCCAACAGCACAAUGGACAAAGAGACUGGCUGGCUUGGCAUCAGGUGGAGUGGAUAUGGUAGUAUCUGAGAUGGGUCUAAGAGCUGGUGACGAUGUGUAUGAGAUUGCGUACGGGCACCUGGAAGAAGAUUACGAGGAAGGAGCAGGCAUGAGUCUGAACGAUUUAGACAGGAUACUGGAUUUCCAACUCGACCGACUUCAGAAAUUCGGAGAUCGUGUUCCUGACGAGAUGAAAGGCCAGCUCCGCAAUAUGGUCAACUCCUCGGGCACAGUACAUCGACAAGCGCAUCUGGUGCAGUUCUUCGAUGCCUGGAAAGCUGGAGACUACACGUCUGCGUUUGACAAUCUGCACCGCUACUACGACUACGCUAUGCAGACUCGUGAGAAAAUUCACUACCAGUAUGCUCUCUUGCAUAUGGCUAUCCUACAGGCCGACUUUGGCUGUUUUGGCGAAGCGAUCGCUGCCAUCAACGAGACGAUUGCUACAGCACGAGAGAAUCAGGACAUGACUUGUCUGAGCUUUAGUCUUAGCUGGUUGAAUCACAUGGCAAAGGCCUACCCUAAACAGAUGAAGGGCGUUGGUUACAUGAGCAUGCUAGGAACCGAAAGGGAUGCGUUGACCUUUCUGAAAGCGAAAGCUAAGGAGGCCAAAAUGUAUAAUCUGCUCAGUGCAACUCUACUGAACGAGGCAAAGCUGUCCCUUAUGACGGGCGACUCUAUACCCCGAGCAUUGGAACACAUUUACCAAUCCUCACACCUUAACAUCAAAGAGAACGUCAACAGCUACGGCAGCCAGAUGCUGCUAACAGCGACUCUUUAUCAGCGACUCGGCGUUCCACAUCUUGCCAACAUCCAUUGCGAACUACUUCUUGACUGCUAUUCACACUCCUGUCCAACCGAAGAAUGCCUCCGUGCCAUCGGCCGCCGGGCUUUCGUUAUAAGUCAGAGCGGCCGCUAUGACGAGGCUAUCAAGAUGCUCGAAGCUAUUGACCCCUCAGUGUACAAGUCGCUCAAGUUUCAUCAAUUCCUGGUACUUUGUAUCGGCCUUAUUAAGCUCAGGAGAGCUAUCCGAAGAUCUGACUGGCCAACCGCCACCCACCUGCUCGAAACUCUCAAACCUACGGCCACGCCUUCUACUCCGCCUCUUGAUCCGGAACUCUCCUUUGUUCAACACGACACCUAUAUUGACUACCUCAUCUCUACAUCGCAAUUUCCUCUCGCCUACCAAUGCAUUUCCUCGCUUGCUAAAUCUCUCAAAGAAGACAACGCAGAUGUUCAGCAGCGCGUUUCCGUACUUCUCAUGCAAGCAGAGUUGUGGUGGAAAGUAGGUAAAUCAGAAAGGGGCUUCAGCGUUGCGCUCAAGGCGGCGAGUGUGAGUUUUAGGGCACGCCUUGCAAGUUCGCUGUGGACCGCAGUGGGGUGUCUGGGUGUGAUAUUGAAUUCGUUGGGAGAAUGUCGAGAAGCGAGGAGACUGAUCGAGGGUGUAUUACCACAGGCUCUGGAAGGCGCAGACACCGUGCUUACGGGUACUCUCUACUCGCAUCUAGCAGACUCGUACAUGGGUCUUGCCAAUCCCAACGCAACGCAAUCAUCAAUUUCCAACGCCGCGUCCCCGUGCCCUUCGACACCCAAAACAGGCGAGCAAGCAUCAAAUCGUUCCCGUUCUGCCAACAUUGCCAAAGCAGAACUCUACAUCGAUCGGGCGAGGGAGUGCUUCAAGAAUGCGGCGUAUCUGGACGGAGAGUGCGAGCAGUUGAUGAAGAAGGCGAUUAUUGCGAAAUUGAGGGGCGACGAAAAGGUUGCAGAGGAGUGGGCUAUGAGACACAAUACUGUUUGGGACGAGGGCUAUGGAUCGCAAGAGGUGUGA
This is a messenger RNA of Alternaria atra, 2373 nucleotides long. RefSeq lists its product as uncharacterized. Gene Ontology annotation, biological process: positive regulation of mitotic metaphase/anaphase transition; anaphase-promoting complex-dependent catabolic process; protein K11-linked ubiquitination. Gene Ontology annotation, cellular component: anaphase-promoting complex. The transcript has 4 exons. Gene Ontology annotation, molecular function: protein binding. The record is from RefSeq and is a predicted model, not a curated record. Lineage: Eukaryota; Fungi; Ascomycota; Dothideomycetes; Pleosporales; Pleosporaceae. The coding region runs from base 1 to 2373 and encodes 790 amino acids.